Molecule: messenger RNA, 1014 nt
Organism: Syzygium oleosum
Lineage: Eukaryota; Viridiplantae; Streptophyta; Magnoliopsida; Myrtales; Myrtaceae
Product: B3 domain-containing transcription factor VRN1-like
Exons: 4
Coding region: 1-1014 (337 amino acids)
Molecular function (GO): DNA binding
Source: RefSeq, a predicted model, not a curated record
AUGGCUUGCCGUCAGCGUUGCCACCACCAGAGAGAAGAUGAACGUGCUGGCCCUCACUUCUUCAAGAUCAUACUCUCUGACACACUUGAUUCUGGAAAACUUGGAAUUCCAAGCAGGUUCUUAAGGAAAUAUGGAAAUGAUCUCUCAAGUUUGGUGUUUCUCAAGGUCCCACAUGGUUCAACCUGGCCCAUAGAACUAAAGAAGUGCGACAAUGGCAUGGUUUGGCUGGGGAAGGGGUGGCGGGAAUUUAUGGAGCAUUACUCGAUUGGUCAUGGUCACCUCGUAGUUUUCAAAUACGAAGGGGACUCCAUGUUUCAUGUGAUUAUAUUUGAUAAAAGUGCUUCUGAGAUAGAUUAUUCCUCGAGCAGUGGCGAGGCAUCGAACCAUGAGGCUGAACUUCUCUCACGAAAAAGAAUAGAUGUCAUAGAAGUUGAAGAUUCGGAAAAUUUCAUGCCAUGUAAAAGACUGAGGGCCAAAUCAUAUUUAUCUCAGCGAAGUUUGAGCUGCUCAUCACGAGAAUUUGGAGGCAUGAUUAAACAAUCAAGAUGCGGAGAGAGCCACUCUGAGCUGGUUUUUUCUGGCCCUACACUUCCGAAGCCUCUCACUAGGCUCGAAUUAGCCAACAAGUUUGAAUUGGAGCAUCCCUUUUUCAAAGUGGUGAUGCGGCCAUCUUAUAUCAAAAGAAGCCUGAAAAUUCCUCUCGGAUUCGUCAAGAAACACAUUCACGAAAACAAAAAAACUGCGACUCUUAGGUAUUCAAACAGAUCGUGGCCGGUGAAGAUAAUUUUGAGCUAUUCACAAAAGCAUAUGGCGUCCUUCAGUGCCGGUUGGCUUGCAUUUGUGAGAGAAACACGUCUGCGCUCAGGAGAUGUCUGCGUGUAUGAGCUCAUUGAUGAAAAUGAUAUCGUGUUCGAUGUCUCUAUCUUUGGUAGUGCUGGUAAGUGCCUCAUACUCCUGUUGAUUAAGAUGAACACUGGAUGUGUCGCUUUAGGCCCGAUUGCAAGGCCGAUAUGA